Messenger RNA from Choloepus didactylus (southern two-toed sloth), 2698 nucleotides. RefSeq names its product solute carrier organic anion transporter family member 5A1 (gene SLCO5A1). Gene Ontology annotation, molecular function: protein binding. The coding region runs from base 1 to 2562 and encodes 853 amino acids. Lineage: Eukaryota; Metazoa; Chordata; Mammalia; Pilosa; Megalonychidae. Gene Ontology annotation, cellular component: membrane. The record is from RefSeq and is a predicted model, not a curated record. The transcript has 9 exons. Gene Ontology annotation, biological process: sodium-independent organic anion transport; transmembrane transport.
AUGGACGAAGGCACUGGGCUACAGCCCCGGGCGGGAGAACAGCUGGAGGCACCGGCCGCAGUAGGAAAUGGCCAAGAGAAGUGUGUGUCAGACACCUCUAGGUCCAGGAGUUUACCGGUACUGAUCAGCGCCUCCUGCCGGACGUCCCUCACCCCUGCGAGUGUAGACCCCAAGCCAUCUUUCACCUGUACGGAUUCUUUGGGCCUCCAGGAAUUGAAGCAAGGCCCGGGCUCCUUGGCCCCCAGCCCCUCCGCCCCGUCCACUUCGGCGGGGAUGGCGGGGCUCGGGGACUGUAAACACAGGGUGGACGUCAGCAAAACCGUUUCGGUGUCCUCCACUUUGGCCACACUCCAGGGGAGAAGGUGCCUCUACGUGGUCCUCACCGAUUCCCGUUGCUUCCUGGUUUGCAUGUGCUUUCUGACCUUCAUCCAGGCGUUAAUGGUCUCCGGGUACCUGAGCAGUGUCAUCACCACCAUCGAAAGACGCUACAGCCUGAAGAGUUCCGAGUCUGGGCUGCUGGUCAGCUGUUUUGACAUCGGGAGCUUGGUGGUAGUGGUGUUUGUCAGCUACUUUGGCGGCCGCGGUCGGCGGCCCUUAUGGCUGGCCGUGGGUGGCCUUUUCAUCGCCAUCGGAGCUGCCCUUUUCGCCUUACCUCACUUCAUCUCGCCCCCUUACCAGAUCCAAGAGUUGAACGCCUCGGCCUCCAACGAUGGCCUGUGCCAGAGUGGAAAUUCCACGGCAACUUCGGAGUCUUCCGCCUGCCUAAAGGACUCGGGAGGAAAUAAUCACUGGGUCUAUGUGGCUUUAUUUAUUUCCGCACAGAUUCUCAUUGGAAUAGGAUCGACACCUAUUUAUACUCUGGGACCAACCUACUUAGAUGAUAAUGUCAAGAAAGAAAAUGCAUCCUUGUACCUAGCCAUCAUGUACGUCAUGGGUGCACUUGGUCCUGCGGUGGGGUAUUUAUUAGGUGGACUUCUUAUUGGUUUCUAUGUUGACCCCAGAAACCCUGUUCAUCUUGACCAGAAUGACCCUCGUUUCAUUGGAAACUGGUGGAGUGGAUUCCUACUUUGUGCCAUUGCAAUGUUUCUUGUGAUAUUCCCAAUGUUUACUUUUCCAAAAAAGCUUCCUCCUCGGCACAAGAAAAAGAAAAAGAAAAAAUUUUCUGCUGAUGUUGCUAGUGAUGAUGACGUUAUGAAAGAGAAAUCAAACAAUAAUGAACAAGUGGACAAAAAAGUUUCUUCUAUAGGAUUUGGAAAGAAUGUCAAAGACCUACCAAGAGCAGCUGUCAGGAUCUUAAGCAACAUGACAUUCCUUUUUGUGAGUUUGUCAUACACAGCUGAGAGUGCCAUUGUAACUGCUUUCAUUACCUUCAUCCCCAAGUUCAUCGAGUCCCAGUUUGGUAUCCCUGCUUCCAAUGCCAGCAUCUACACUGGUGUUAUUAUUGUCCCCAGUGCUGGUGUCGGUAUUGUCCUGGGAGGCUAUAUUAUAAAAAAAUUGAAACUUGGUGCAAGAGAAUCGGCAAAACUAGCAAUGAUCUGCAGUGGUGUGUCUUUACUGUGCUUUUCAACGCUAUUUAUUGUUGGAUGUGAAAGUAUUAACCUAGGGGGCAUAAACAUCCCUUAUACAACAGGGCCUUCUCUCACCAUGCCUCACAGGAACCUGACGGGAAGCUGCAAUGUGAAUUGUGGGUGUAACACGCAUGAGUAUGAGCCGGUCUGUGGAUCAGAUGGAAUCACGUACUUUAACCCUUGCCUGGCUGGCUGUGUUAGUAGCGGUAAUCUCAGCACUGGGAUACGGAAUUAUACAGAAUGCACCUGUGUCCAAAGCCGACAAGUGAUCACUCCUCCCACCGUGGGACAGCGCAGCCAGCUCCGAGUGGUCAUUGUCAAAACCUAUCUCAAUGAGAACGGCUAUGCUGUGUCUGGGAAGUGUAAACGGACCUGUAACACCCUCAUCCCAUUCUUAAUUUUCCUUUUCAUUGUCACAUUCAUCACAGCGUGUGCCCAGCCAUCAGCCAUCAUCGUUACGCUCAGGUCCGUAGAAGACGAGGAGAGACCAUUUGCGCUGGGAAUGCAGUUUGUUUUAUUGCGAACACUCGCCUACAUUCCUACUCCAAUUUACUUUGGUGCAGUUAUUGACACCACCUGCAUGCUCUGGCAACAGGAAUGUGGCGUACAGGGCUCUUGCUGGGAAUACAACGUGACGUCGUUUCGCUUCGUCUAUUUCGGCCUGGCGGCCGGCCUCAAAUUUGUUGGCUUCAUCUUUAUUUUCCUGGCCUGGUACUCCAUGAAGUACAAGGAGGAGGAGCUGCAGCGGCAGAGGUGGCGGGAGUUCCCUCUGAGCACCGUGAGCGAGCUGGUGGGCCGCCCCGCCCGUGCCAUCGCCGAGAACUGUACCCGGACUAGAUCCUGCCCGGCGUUCAGCAGCCAGGGAGAAGUCCACGAAGAGACUGUUCUGCAAAGAGGGACCCAGGCCACGGCGCAGACCCAUCCGGGGCCCUGCCCAGAAGCAGUAAGUUCUUCAGCAGACCCGGGGCCAGAAGAGAACCCCGCUGCACUAUAGCCUCUCUCCUGAAGCUUGGAAACGGAAGACUUUGGUUUUGUUGGUUGAGUUGAAUAUGGUGACUUGAGAAACACCUGUGCCUUCUUUUCUUUCUUUCUUUUUUAAGGUCUAAAGACAAAAUCCUCAAACCAACAAA